Molecule: messenger RNA, 933 nt
Organism: Gallus gallus (chicken)
Lineage: Eukaryota; Metazoa; Chordata; Aves; Galliformes; Phasianidae
Product: olfactory receptor 4M1-like
Exons: 1
Coding region: 1-933 (310 amino acids)
Biological process (GO): G protein-coupled receptor signaling pathway
Cellular component (GO): membrane
Molecular function (GO): olfactory receptor activity; G protein-coupled receptor activity
Source: RefSeq, a predicted model, not a curated record
AUGGAUGAAAAUUAUACUGUAGUUAGAGAGUUUGUUCUGUUAGGAUUGUCCCAAACCCACAAAGUCCAAUCAGUUCUCUUCUUCUUCUUCCUGCUUUUCUACAUGAUAAUUCUCCCAGGCAACAUCCUUACCAUUCUCACAAUUCAGGGGGAUUCCCAACUGGGAUCACCCAUGUAUUUUUUCCUGGCAAAUUUGGCAUUCUUGGAUAUCUGCUACUGUUCUGUGACCCCACCCAAAAUGCUGGCUGACUUUUUCUCAAACCCUGCGACCAUUUCCUACAAUGCCUGCAUGAUCCAGCUUUUGUUUCUUCACUCCCUGGGAGCAGCAGAAGCUUUCCUGCUCUUGGCCAUGGCCUAUGACCGUUAUGUUGCCAUUUGCAAACCUCUUCACUACACUGUGCUUGUGAACAGGACUGUAUGCUGUGUCCUGGUUGGAGCUUCGUGGGGCAGUGGCUUCAUUCAUGGCAUCAUCCUAUUUGCUCUGACCAUCAAGCUCCCCUUCUGUGGCCCCAACAUCCUGGACAACUUCUUCUGUGAUGUCCGUCAGCUGGCUAAGUUGGCCUGUGCUAACACUUACACAGUGGAACUUUUGAUGUUCCUCAACAAUGGAGUUGUCAUUGUCUUGUGCUUUGCACUUCUCCUAAUCUCCUACACGUUCCUAUUGCUGAAGCUCUGGACACAGUCCACCAAGGCAAAGAACAGAAUAAUCUCCAGCUGUGUUUCCCACAUCAUUGUGGUUUUUGUCAUGUGUGGCCCAGCUAUCUACAUCUAUGUCUUACCCUUUCAGACUGUCCCAAUGGAAAAGGUUGUUGCUCUUUUCCAUACGGUCAUCUUCCCCUUGACUAAUUCCAUGAUCUACACCCUGUGUAACAAGGAGAUCAAAAGUUCAAUGUGGAAGUUGGUCAGCAAACACAUACUUUGGUGCAGACUUUAA